CAAUGAUUUAGACACCAACAAAAGGGUUUCUAUAUUUAGAUGGAGAAAUUUGAUUAGACGAUUCCCCGUGAUCAUUUCCUUCCAACUUUUUUACGAAAAUGGCGAGCCGCAACACAAUCCAGAUAUACCUCACGACUGUCGUCGCAGUCGUGAUCCUCCUGGCAGCAAGCCAAGCCACGGAAGCGCGUUUCACGAGCCUAUGCGCUCAAACCGCAUACCCAGCAUUGUGUCGACCACUGGUGAAAGGGCCAAACCCGAGACGAGCCACACACAACACGAUUCGAGCCUUGGAGGCUAAGACGAAAUUGGCCAUUACAGCUUCUGCGAGAUUUAAAAUCGGAAAUCCAACUGUUGCAAUUUGCUAUGCGACUCUUGUGGAUGCAUCCUUCAAUCUUGAGAACGCAAGGAAGAGCAUAAGGAAAAGAAAUGUUCUGUCCCUAAAAAUGUAUUUGACCGCGGCUGUAUCAGAUUACGGUGUUUGUGUCAACGGGUUCAUAGAUUCACAUCAAGUCAACACCCUUCAGAACGCUGUAGAUGAGCUCAGGAAGAUGGGAACUAACUGCUUGUUGCUUGCUACAUUGAUAAGAUGAUCCAGCCAUCAUAGAAGAAAACACUCAAACUAAUUCCUCAACAACUGAUCAAAAGAAGCUUAUUCUUAAUUCUUAAUUUUGUAAAUGUUCCUUAUUUUAGUUUUCAGAUGAUGUUCUUGACCAAUAUCAAUCGGGUAAAUGUAACUAUAAUAGAAUUUUUAGCCAGUU
Arabidopsis arenosa is the source of this 758-nucleotide messenger RNA. Lineage: Eukaryota; Viridiplantae; Streptophyta; Magnoliopsida; Brassicales; Brassicaceae. The record is from the annotation of a GenBank genome assembly.